Lethenteron reissneri (Far Eastern brook lamprey) is the source of this 3426-nucleotide messenger RNA. RefSeq names its product peroxisome proliferator activated receptor delta (gene PPARD). Gene Ontology annotation, cellular component: nucleus. Gene Ontology annotation, biological process: cell differentiation; negative regulation of cholesterol storage; positive regulation of transcription by RNA polymerase II. Gene Ontology annotation, molecular function: DNA-binding transcription repressor activity, RNA polymerase II-specific; nuclear receptor activity; RNA polymerase II cis-regulatory region sequence-specific DNA binding. The record is from RefSeq and is a predicted model, not a curated record. Lineage: Eukaryota; Metazoa; Chordata; Hyperoartia; Petromyzontiformes; Petromyzontidae.
CACGUCAUCUCCACGAAGGCGAGAGAGAGAGAAAAGUGACGGCGGGAGAGAGUCGGGCGAGCGCGAUCAGGGCAAGCGUUUGCGGCGAUCGUCACGACGAUGCCCGUGGUUCCGCCGUGCGACGGCGCGGCCCUGCGGGAGCUACCCUCUGCGCCCCCCACCGCUGCCACCACCGCGACGGCGACGGCGGCGACGACGUCCUCGGUCCCCGUGAAGGCGCCGCUCUCCAUGGAGUGCCGUGUGUGCGGGGACCGUGCCUCGGGCUUCCACUACGGGGUGCAUGCGUGCGAAGGCUGCAAGGGGUUCUUCAGGCGCACGGUUCGCAUGAAGCUCGAGUACGGGAACUGCGGCCUCAACUGCAAGAUUCAGAAGAAGAACCGCAACAAGUGCCAGUUCUGUCGCUUCCAGAAGUGCCUGCGCGUGGGAAUGUCGCACAGCGCAAUCCGCUUUGGCCGAAUGCCCGCGGCCGAGAAGGAGAGGCUCAAGGCGGAGCUGGUCGCGGCGCCGGCCGGCGGGGAGCGGAGCCCACACGACACGACGCUGCUGGGACUCGCGCACCUCGUGUACGCCGCGUACCUGCGCAACUUCACGCUCACCAAGGAGAAGGCCCGGGCCGUCCUCACGGGAAGGUCCGUGCAUUCGCCCGUGGUGAUCCACGACAUGGAGUCGCUGCAGAGCGCGCAGUCCACGCUGCACGGGCGUGCGCGGGACGGCCGCGCCGCCGAGGUGCUCGUGUUCAACCGCUACCAGCACCGCUCGGUCGAGGCCAUCCGUGAGGUCACCGAGUUCGCCAAGUGCAUCCCGGGCUUCCUGGCGCUCAACCUCAAUGACCAGGUGACGCUGCUCAAGUACGGCGUGCACGAGGCCAUGUUCACGCUGUGGUCGGCCUACAUGAACAAGGACGGCAUCCUGGUGGCGCACAGCAACAGCUUCGUGACGCGCGAGUUCCUCAAGUCGCUGCGGCAGCCGUACAGCGGCGUCAUCGAGCCCAAGUUCCAGUUCGCGAUGCGGUUCAACACGCUCGACCUGGACGACGCCGACCUCGCGCUCUUCGUCGCCGCGAUCGUCCUGUGUGGUGACCGCCCGGGGCUGUCGGACGCCCGCAGCGUGGAGGACCUGCAGGACCACGUGCUGCAGGCGUUCGCGCUGCAGCUGCGCCUGGGACACCCGCACGCUCCACGCCUCUUCGCGCGCAGCCUCCAGAAGAUGGCCGAUCUGCGGCAGCUGGUGACGGAGCACGCCGACGUGGUGCAGGCCAUCCGCCGAGACGACGCCGGCAUGGCCCUGCACCCGCUCCUCCAGGAGAUCUACGAGGACAUGUACUGAUGGAGCGGAAGGGCCCAGGGGGCCGUGGAGUGACGGACAGGUGGACAGACGGAGGGGAAGGUCGGUCCGACGGUCGGGCGGUAGGGUGGCCGGUCCGUCCGGUCUGGAUUUUUUCGCCCUCUCCUGGAGGUGGUUGUGGUUUUUUUAAUAUUCGCGACUCUCGGUGUUCAAACUGUUGGGAAAAGUUUAGUGAGAUUUGGGGAGAACGUGUCGCUCCAAGGGAUGGUUGGGGAUGGUCAAGAAUAACGAUUGAAGUGGCGGCAGAUACAUGGAACGCGUUCGAGAGGUCGUUCGACAGGUGGAGAUGGAGCGAUGAAAUCAGCUCGUGUGCAGGCGUUGGGUGGACUGUUGCAUCCCAGGAUCAUGAGAGAUGGCGGCGGGUUUGGCAAGGCCUUCAUCCAGCAGUGUGUUGACCAAGGCUGAUAAUGAAGAUGUUUGUGAGUAGAAUACGUUUUUUGGAAGAGAAAUACACAAAAGACAAAUAGUUCACUACUUUGUCUUUUAUCAACGUGACACUUUUUUUGCUGAUUGGACGUGGCGGGUGGUGGAGGGUUACGACACAUUUUUUAAUAACGUACUCUAACCCAAAAACGUUUAUUACGAAGAAAAAAAAACACGUUGUAAAGCUGCUUUUUUUUUGCUCACCUAAGUUUUCUAACGGCCGGUAGGACCUUGCAUGCAGGAUUGAGAUUCGCAGACCCCCUGUGUGCAAGGGUACUGAACGGCAUCUCACGGGCCCAAAGUUCCAGCACGUGAAACCCAUUACAGAGCCAAGAGUUUGAUUCUAUUUUGUUUCCAUUUGCGUUGCAUAUUUACGGCUCUUGUCAAAUCCACACUGCUGGAUGAAGAGGUGCCCUGGUGGCUAGGAGAUGUUAACUGCCUCGCCUGGUAUACAGGAGGUCGUGGGUUCGAUCCCGAUCCUACCACCUACUGUAUAUUUGGAGUUUGCAUGUUCUCUCUUCCCGUGGUCGCGUGGAUUUUUCUCCGGGUCCUCCAGUUUUUCCCACCACAUUUAGAAUCAUGCAUUUAGAGUUUUUGGCUGCAAUAAAUGUCCACAUGAUAAGCCACUAAGUUGAGCUAUCAUUUGUGGCCAGGUCGCCUCUGAAAAAGAGCUAAGUAACUCAGUGGGUCUUAGCUGAUAAAAAAAAAUCGUUUAGUUUUGAAGGCCUCUGCCACCCUGUCUCAGUCAAGGGGGUUAUUCUAACCAUCCUUCACCACGCUGCAUGUAAUCAGAAAGACGGUGGAUACUGACAAAGAAGAUAGCAAAAUGCUGAAAGGCGCACAGAGAAGCGUGCAGCAGAUGUGUGCUGGGAAUUGCACUGAGAGACAGGAAGAGGAGCGUACGGAUCAGGAAACAAACACAAUCGUCACUGACUCUUAAUAAAAGCAAGUGGGGUCGGGCAAGGCACGUGCCCCUAGAAGGGAUGACAGCCGAUGGACAAGACCGGCGACGCAAUGGCAUCCAAAGGGGUGAAUAUGCCUCAAGGUGAGACCACUGCAACAUCGAGCAAUGAGAUGAAGUUCAUGUGCAGCAGGGGCGAGAGACGGACUGUGGCAUCGCAGGACCUUGAGGGAUGGUGGUGGAACGUGGAGGGCCUUCGUCCAGCAGUGGAUUUGACAAUGCCCCUUGACGACGAUGAGUGUGUGUGUGUAUAUAUCCACAAUACGUCUUACUAUACAACACGCACUUGCUGACACAAGGUUUAGUAAAACCUCGAUAGAAUGCUUUUCAGAUGAUUGGCCAAGGUGAAUGUGAGUUGUGGGGAAAUCAUAAAACCUGGGAACAUUGACUGCAAUUGAGUCAAUGGGGAAUGCUUUUGGGGCGUCCUUUGAAAACGUUAUGUUAGAUACAGGAAUAUGCAAAAAGCUUUUUUUGUUUCCUAUAAACCAUUUUUACUGCGCGCCAGACCACAAGUUCCGGCUGCCGAGUAUUAAAAAUCGUAGCCAUUACGUAACGUUAAUAAAAUAACACGCACAAUGGCUUAUUGUUUUUUUUUUACGCAGCCAUGCUGCAUUCGUAAUAAGCAGUUUGGCUACGUUAAACGUGUUUACAUAAUCAUAAUCAACGUUUUUGGGUUUAGAUCGCGUUAUUUAUAAAUG